Hibiscus syriacus is the source of this 2785-nucleotide messenger RNA. RefSeq names its product putative cyclic nucleotide-gated ion channel 15. Gene Ontology annotation, biological process: potassium ion transport; transmembrane transport. The record is from RefSeq and is a predicted model, not a curated record. Gene Ontology annotation, molecular function: voltage-gated potassium channel activity. Gene Ontology annotation, cellular component: membrane. Lineage: Eukaryota; Viridiplantae; Streptophyta; Magnoliopsida; Malvales; Malvaceae.
GCUGUUUCUUUCUUUCCUUCUUCUUAAAGUAUCAAAUUUUUUAAUUUUUGGGUGUUUGAUUUUGAUUCCAUGUUUGCAAUAAAAUAUAGAUAGUUUCAUGGCAAUUUGGUAUAUUUUUUUCCUGCUUCAACUCGUGCUGACAAACAUAGAAAACCGGACAGUUUUUCUGUGUUGGUCUGAGAGGGAACCCUUUAUGAAGCUUUGAAUGAAGAAAUGGAUCACGUGUUUUGACCAGCUCUUUCGCCUUUAGAACUGCUUCAUGUUCAAGUUGAAUUAAAUCUUUUAUGCCAGUGGUCACAUGAUUCCUGGUUCAAGUAGCCAUACAACGGGGCUUUUCUGCUAUUGUGGCUUUGUGUUCUUCCCACUUGAUUCAUGGUUUCAUAUCCAUAAUUUGUUUGUUAAUUGGCCUGCAACUGGGUAAACUUCUUUUCCUUUUCUCUCUCGUCCUUCUGCAGAUCAAAUUUGGUAAUAACUAAAACGACGGGAAAGACAUCGGAAGAAAAGCCAUGGGGUAUGGUAAUUCAAGAUCUGUAAGAUUUCAAGAUGAUCUUGAAUUGAAAAGGCUCCACAACAGCAUUAAUGGGGAUGGUAUGAAUAUGAUAAAGCUGAAAUACAACAUAAACGGAACCAAAAUACCAAAGCCUAGCACCAAGAAGGCUGACAAGGAGUUUCCUACUAGUAGGACAGGCAAAUCCUUAAAAACUGAAGUGCUGUCCAGGGUUUUCUCCGAGGAUUUCGAGAGAGUGAAGAAGAAGAUUUUGGAUCCCCGGGGACCGGUUAUUCACCGGUGGAACAAGAUUUUUCUAGUAUCAUGCAUAGUCUCUUUGUUUGUGGAUCCUCUGUUCUUUUAUUUGCCAGUAGUUUGGGAAGAAGUCUGCAUUGAUAUUGGAAUCCCACAUGAAGUUAUCCUCACCAUAGUUAGAUCAUUGGCUGAUUCUUUCUAUAUAAUUCAGAUUUUUAUUCGAUUUCGGACAGCUUAUGUCGCGCCUCCUUCUCGUGUAUUUGGGAGAGGAGAGCUUGUUAUAGAUUCCAGGAAGAUUGCUUCCAGGUACCUUCAGAAGAGUUUCUGGAUUGAUUUAAUAGCUUCCCUACCCCUUCCUCAGGUUUUGCUUUGGAUAAUCAUUCCAAACCUCAAAGGUUCAACGAUGACAAACACGAAAAACGUACUCCGGUUCAUAAUCAUUUUUCAAUACAUUCCAAGACUUUUUCUGAUAUUUCCACUCUCAUCACAAAUUGUCAAGGCCACAGGUGUCGUUACAGAAACAGCAUGGGCUGGCGCUGCUUAUAACCUGAUUCUCUACAUGCUGGCUAGCCAUGUUUUAGGAGCUAGCUGGUACCUUCUCGCUAUAGAGCGACAAGAAGCAUGCUGGAGGAGUGCCUGUGAUCUUGAGAAGUCAACUUGUCAGUAUAAAUUUGAUUGCCACAGGAUUAAUGACUCUGGCAGGGAUAGCUGGUUCAGGUCUAGCAAUAUUUCUGGCCUAUGCAGUCCGAGUUCCGGCUUCUAUCGGUUUGGUAUAUAUGGCGAUGCAUUGACAUUUGAUGUUACAACUGCACCAUUCUUCAACAAGUACUUUUAUUGCCUUUGGUGGGGUUUAAGGAACUUGAGUUCUUUGGGACAAAAUCUUGACACAAGCACUUAUGUGGGUGAAAUAAUUUUUGCCACUAUUAUUGCAACUCUUGGUUUGGUUCUCUUUGCACUGCUCAUUGGUAAUAUGCAAACAUACCUUCAAUCGACAACUGUUCGGUUGGAAGAAUGGAGAAUCAAGAGAACGGAUACCGAGCAAUGGAUGCGUCACAGGCAACUUCCUCCUGAGUUAAGGCAAUCUGUGAGAAAAUAUGAUCAGUACAAAUGGCUAGCUACAAGAGGAGUUGAUGAAGAAGCUUUACUCAAAGGUCUUCCCUUGGAUCUACGUAGAGACAUCAAACGGCACCUCUGUCUCGAUCUCGUUCGACGGGUACCGCUGUUUGAUCAAAUGGAUGAAAGAAUGUUGGAUGCAAUAUGUGAGAGACUUAAACCUGCAUUGUGCACCGAAGGCACGAUCCUAGUUCGUGAAGGUGAUCCAGUCAACGAGAUGCUCUUCAUAAUCCGGGGCCACCUAGAUUCUUACACAACGAAUGGUGGCCGUACCGGAUUUUUCAAUUCAUGCAAGAUUGGCCCGGGAGACUUCUGCGGUGAGGAGCUGCUGACAUGGGCGUUGGAUCCUCGUCCUAGUGUCAUUCUCCCAUGUUCAACCCGCACGGUUAAAGCAAUAUCAGAAGUAGAGGCGUUUGCUCUCAGAGCCGAAGACCUCAAAUUUGUGGCAUCACAGUUCCGAAGAUUACAUAGUAAACAACUAAGACACAAAUCGUUUUACUCGCACCAGUGGAGAACAUGGGCUGCCUGCUUCAUACAAGCAGCAUGGCGUCGGUUUAAAAGACGAAAGGAAAUGGCUGAACUACGAGCUAAGGGGAGCCAGAUGAUGGCUACUGAAGCUGAAGCACCGACACCUGGUUCAGGGUUGGCUAUGUGUGCUGCCAGGCUAGCAGCAAGCACUAGGAGGGGUGUUAAUAAUAAGCAUUCAGGGUUCGAUUCUGGGGUUGUCAGCUCCCUGCAGAAACCAGCAGAGCCAGAUUUUUCUGUAGACGAGGAAUGAAUUUGCUUUCACUCCCAAAUAGGGAUCUAGUGUGUAGGUAAUCUCCUAGCAGUGCCUGUAAAUUUUCUUUGUUUCUUCACUAGCCUGUAAACAGAAGUGAAGUGAAUUACAAGGUGGAAAUUCUUUUUAUUUUAAAACUUCAUUUUCCAGUC